AUGAUGCAGUUAACCGGUGCGAAUCUCGUAACAUUCGUGACAGCACAUAGGAGAGAAAACAAAGGCACAAAGCCAUUUUUGGCUUUACCUUGUUAAUGAAUCACUUUAACCAUUAACUUAACGACCGCCCAAUCGCUUUUCACCUUCGUCCUGCUUCCAAUUUCCCUUUGCUUUGAACUCGUAAGUCGUGACGACGUCGUUUGGAGCGCCUGCGUAAAGCUACCCGUUCUGUCCGUUCUGUUGUUCUCUAGGCACGAUUACUUCUAAUUGAAGAAUAUGGAGAUGACUUUCAUAUGUACAAGCUUGUAAGACAAGAAAGUGCAACUGAGAUAUGAUAUGCCCUACCACUGAUUGAGUAAGCCUGAAGAUGGCACAUUUGUGGAGCAAGAUUUCGUUAUUAAAGGACAAUUAGGUCUUGCCAUACAAUAGAUUUGACCCAGCAGGCCUGUUUGAAAUUAUUUAACUUACUGCAAUGAAUCCUAGCUUGGUAAAUAAUUCUUCACCGACUCAUCCCAGAUGGAGAAAAGUAGCUUAUGGUGGUAUGCAAGCUGGUUAUGAUGACAAUCAUACAGAUGAAUCUUUCCUUGAAGGAAUGGUCAUGAAUGCCAGUGUUGUAAAACGGGACAUGCUAAAGGUGAUGCUGGACUCGGUUUCCAUUUCUGAAUAUUUAUGUAUUGUUGCUCUUGUUGUCUUGGUCUGGACUUGUACACUUGCAUCAACUAUUGAUGAAAAUUCUCUCCUUCUUAUUGAUGUAGGUCUUCUUGUUUCAGGUUUUUUAAUUCUCCUUUUUACUCAAGAAAUGCUUUCCCUUAGCCUUCUCUUCCAUUAUUUCCUUAAUAUCUCCUUUUUCAUAACUGUGUUAUAUGUUUUGGCUCCCAUCUAUCAAACUCUUACAAGGUCCAUUAGUUCGGAUUCCAUUUGGGCAGUAGCUGCAUCACUUCUCAUACUUCACCUUUUUCUGCAUGACUAUUCAGAAUCCACCGUCAAAGCCCCGGGGGUUCUGAAGAAUCCUGCAUUGACCAGUUGUAUCUCUGUAAAUGCUUCUGUAGUCGCCUCUGUUUUUAUUGCUUCUCGCCUUCCAUCGAGACUACAUGUGUUUGCUAUCAUGUUAUUCUCAUUGCAGGUUUUCCUUUUUGCUCCACUGGUUACUUACUGUAUUAAGAAAUAUUCCUUCCGCUUGCACCUAUGCUUUUCUAUCAGUUUGAUGGCCAUGACCUUAAGUUUUGUGUACACACUGCAUCGCCUACUUUUUGUGCUGCUGCUUAGUUUGUUGGUUUUUGUCAACGUUGUCUGCCCUUAUUGGCUUAUAAGGAUUCAGGAGUACAAGUUUGAGAUCAAUGGACCUUGGGAUGAGGCUAAACUUUGUUUUGAUAUUACAGACUAAAAGUGGAGCAUGGUUGAUGUUAUAGUACCUUGAGAUGUUCAGGUGGGACUUGGGGGUAUAAUUUGCUGACUACUUGGUCUGGUUUAAGUUUAUAGUUUAUGUAAACGCUCAUGCAGUUCAUGUUAGGGGAGGGUACGAAAAUGGUGAUUGUAUUCAUUCUUUAGAAUGGUAACUGAUGUUGGUUUAAACAUUCUUUGGGUACAAUGAAAGUACACUCACAAUUUAGAGUGUCAUUUUUUUUUU
Messenger RNA from Glycine soja, 1627 nucleotides. Its product is annotated as phosphatidylinositol N-acetylglucosaminyltransferase subunit C. NCBI's taxonomy places the organism in Eukaryota, Viridiplantae, Streptophyta, Magnoliopsida, Fabales, Fabaceae. Bases 473 to 1384 code for a protein of 303 amino acids. Gene Ontology annotation, biological process: GPI anchor biosynthetic process. The record is from RefSeq and is a predicted model, not a curated record. The transcript has 2 exons. Gene Ontology annotation, cellular component: membrane; glycosylphosphatidylinositol-N-acetylglucosaminyltransferase (GPI-GnT) complex.